This is a messenger RNA of Rosa chinensis, 2205 nucleotides long. Its product is annotated as protein FAR1-RELATED SEQUENCE 5-like. NCBI's taxonomy places the organism in Eukaryota, Viridiplantae, Streptophyta, Magnoliopsida, Rosales, Rosaceae. The record is from RefSeq and is a predicted model, not a curated record. The coding region runs from base 106 to 1089 and encodes 327 amino acids. The transcript has 4 exons.
UAGCCUGAUAACUUUGUUUUACAAUUGACUCUCUAGCGAGAUUUGGAUAUCAACACAUACCUACAUCCUUUGAUUUGAAUACACUUCUUGUCGGCUUUAAACGGCAUGGAUGGAUCGUAUGAACCUUCAAUAUUUGAUAUUGGUUUGGUGUCCCAAAGUUCGAUAAAUGGAAGUGACUGUAAUGAAAUGCAAUAUAAGGGAGUUCGGUAUGAUAAGUUGUCUACAGAAGAUCUUAAAGGGCAGGAGUUUAAGACUGUGGAGGAAGCUGAGUCAUUUUACAAUGCUUAUGCAAAGGCCAUGGGUUUUGAUGUUAGAAGCGACUACAAGAGAUUAAGUAUACGCAUAACAGGGAGAGUCACUUCAUUGCGGUUGGUUUGUUCUGCUCAAGGGAAAAGAAGAGAAGAGUACAUGAGUAACAAGAAAAGAGUUCGCAAGCCAAAGAAAGAAACAAGAUUCAAUUGUCCAUGCUUGUUCAAAGUAAGGUACCGUUCGAAUAUUAAUGCCUAUAUUGUUGAAGAUUUCAUAACGAUCCACUCACAUCAGCUUGCACAAGCACAUGAGUCGCAUCUUCUUCAAUCACAUAGAUCAGUUGAAGAUCAUCAUUUAGCACUGGCCACAUCUAUGCAGAGAGUGUCUAUUAAGCCUUGUCAUACAUAUGAAUACAUUGUUGAUAGAUCAGGAGGUUUUAAGAAUGUCGGGUUUAUUAUGAAGGACUUGUACAACAAGUUAGAUUCAAGACGUCGAGAAAUUUUACUUGAGGGUGAUGCAGAAGCUGCACUUGCAUAUAUGAGAGGCAAAGUUGCCACAGACUCGCAUUUCUACUGCAAGUUUAGCAUAGAUGAAGAUAACAGGUUGGCGAAUAUGUUUUGGAGAGACUCUAAUUCUCUGGUGGAUUAUACUUGUUUUGGAGAUGUCCUGGUGUUUGAUAGUACCUACAAAACCAAUCCUUAUGAGAAGCCGUUAGUGUUGUUUGUUGGUUCAAACAAUCAUUUAUCGACCACAGUUUUUGGUUUUGCAUUACUCAUGGAUGAAACGAUUGAGACUUACACAGUUACACAUGGGUUUUGGAGACCUUUAUAUCGUCUAUGAAUAAUAAAAGGCCUAUUGCUGUUUUGACUGAUGGGGAUAAAGCAAUGCGAAGGGCUAUUGAAGUCGUACUCCCUGGUUGUCAUCAUCAUCUGUGUACGUGGCACAUAGCAAAGAACGCCCGGAGGCACCUGCGUAAGAAUAGUGUCUUUUCUGAAUUUAGACGUUGUAUGUGUCUUUUCUGAACAAAGAAAAGUACAUAUCUGGAUGUGUGUUGUUCUUCCAACUAUAUUAUUAUAAUGUCAUCGGAUAUGGAAGGGCACUUGUUGAUUGUGAGACGCCUUCAAUUGCAGCUUGGGGAGAGGAGCAAUCAGCAAAAUUAAUUAAAUGGAUAUUGCGUAAAGGGGGUCAUGAAAGUCCAAACAUUCUGGUUUCCAAAGUUUAUAAUUCAAGUGAACAGAAACAUGAGGCAGAAAAUGUUGUUGCCCUUCGAGCUGAUGUUGAAUCCGUGAAGAGUACCAUUAUGCGUGUGGAGGAAAAGAUUGAUGAAUUGGGAGGUCUUCUUAGAGGGAUAUAAGAAGGAUUGUUCAAAGUAGUGAGACAAGAUGGUGAUCAGGAUGUCAAUAUAAAAAGGGACGAGGCUAAUCAUGAAAGAAAGACUGUAGAUCUGUCAGCAAAUGAUACUAUUAGGCAAAACCAUCAAGAAAGUGAUGAUUUCAAAACUCAGAGUUCAAAAGAAGUUGAGGUUAAUGACGAAUCAUCAUGCCAAAUACAAAGUGACGACAACUCUGAGGCAGCACAUCCUAAGAUUAAGGAAGAAUUUGUCAUAGGCAAAACAAUCAGGACGGACACUAAAUCAACUAAAUUCAGUCCGAUCAAUACGCGGCUCACCGCUGAAAGGAAGCCAAGUCAAGCAAUAUCAGAUCCAUUUGUGAAGCUUGGGUUCAAAUUAGAUGAUGAGCAAAUGGACGAAUAUUUGCAUGGGAGAACCCUAAAUUUGAAGAGAAUUGGUGAAUUCAACGGUCCUUUCGAUUUUGACGAUGAUGAUUGUGAUUUGCUGAGUUUUAUAUAUGAAAAAUUAUAUAUGAAAAAUAUAAAAAGGACUUUAUGGUUUUCCAAACAGACGAUAGCUUCCUAAACCGUGCUGAUAUGAGAUGCUUAGAGCCCGGUCAAUAUGUC